AUGAGGCCAAUACUCAUCAGCUGCCAUACAAGACCAGUGAUUGCCGUAAAAUUCAACAAAGACGGCGAUCUUUUCUUCACAGGAAGCUUUGAUGGGAAAGUCUCAGUAUUUUGGUCAGAGCCAGUUGAAAGAUUAGGGACAUUUGCUUGUGAUGGUGCAAUAAAGGCAUUUACAGUCUCAGACGAUUCCAAAUAUAUUGUUAUCGGCACAGCCAUCAACGGAAUCUUUAUUUUUGAAGUGGAAACCGGACUAAAGGUCAAAACACUUGAAUUCUCCAACAAAAUCCAUGUAAGAGACGUCGAUUUCUCAAUGGGCAGUCAAGAAUUCUUUAUGAUCAGCUAUGAAAGUGACGUGAAAAAGCAGUCAGUGGUUUACUCAUACGACUUUGAGACUGUUCUUAACAGAGAACAGCCAGCUAGAAGAGAAAUCCGUAGAAGGGAUAUAGAUCAUUAUUACAGAGGAGCCUGGGGAUACCUAAAUAAAACCAUUGUUCUUGGAACACAAAAUGGGUGCAUUGAUGUCGUUGACACAAAAACCAAAGAACUCUUAUUAAGCUAUCGCCCUCAUACAAACCAAAUAACAAGUUUGGCUUUUUCUCCUGACUACAGCAUGCUCAUUACUGCCUCAAGAGACUGUUUUGCCAAGAUUCUAGACCCAGAAACUCUUAAAGAAAAAAGAGUUUUUAACGCCCAAAGACCAUUGAACUCUGCUAUUAUUUCACCAUUAAUGCUUAAUGAAGGGAACCCUAAAUACCAUUGCUUAGUAGCUGGAGGCCAAGAAGCAAGAGAUGUGACAACCACUGCAACAGACCAAGGAGGAUUUGAAAUAACAUUUUACAAUAUGAUCUUUGAAAGAGAAGUCGGCAGUGUAAGAGGCCAUUUCGGUCCUGUGCACUCAGUCGCAGUACACCCAAGAGGCCACAUGUUUGUGACUGGCUCAGAAGAUGGUACAGCUAGAGUACACAUGCUUGAUCAAGAUUACUUCACCCCAGCAUAUGAUUAA
Molecule: messenger RNA, 1002 nt
Organism: Blepharisma stoltei
Lineage: Eukaryota; Ciliophora; Heterotrichea; Heterotrichida; Blepharismidae
Source: the annotation of a GenBank genome assembly